Molecule: messenger RNA, 3504 nt
Organism: Stylophora pistillata
Lineage: Eukaryota; Metazoa; Cnidaria; Anthozoa; Scleractinia; Pocilloporidae
Product: SH3 domain-containing kinase-binding protein 1
Biological process (GO): cell migration; actin filament organization
Molecular function (GO): protein binding
Source: RefSeq, a predicted model, not a curated record
CUCCCCUAAGUUUACCAUACCGGGUAAAGUUCCUUCAAGCGAAAACAGAAAUCAUUUCAAUAAUUCUCCAAAUGUAGAGUGCAUUUUUGCUAGUAUUUCAAAAUAUUUUGGCUGUUCUUUUAUUUUAGAAUCACCAUGAGUCGAAAAGCACGAGUUACUUUUAGCUACAAGCCCGAACAGGACGAUGAACUGGUCUUGGAAGUUGGAGACAUCAUUACUAAUAUAACUGAUGUGGACGUUGGUUGGUGUGAAGGAGAAUUGAAUGGAAAGAAGGGAAUGUUUCCAGAUAAUUUCGUCGAGGAGUUCAGCACGCCUGGCGAGGAAGUACCUAGCGCUUCACCACUUCCGAGCUCUAAUUCUAAAACAGCUGUAGGAAAGAAGGCAAAGGUAGCCUUUGAUUAUGAGGCUCAAGAUGCUGAUGAAUUGACACUGCAUAUGGGAGAUAUUGUGGAUUUUAUGGAAGAAGUAGAAGAAGGCUGGUGGAAAGGCAAAUUGCAUGGAAAAGUUGGCGUCUUUCCAUCCAAUUUUGUCGAACCUUUUGUGGAAGAGGAUGUCACUCCAAACCAGGACAAGCCAGCUCAGAUACAAACUGAAAAAGAGCCACCUGUCAGUCAAGGUCGAACUGGAGCAGCAGCAGUAGAAGACGAUGAUACAGGUAUCAAUAAGAGGCAUUCUAGCACAGGGAAGGCUAAGCAGUUGCCUGGAGGGGGUAUGGGGUUUGGAAACCUUAUCAACGCCAACAUUCUUGCUGAGAAGAAACUCAAGAAAGUCCACCCUGAUGAAAAGAAAGAGAAAAAAGAUAAAUUUGAAGAAAGAAAUGUAUCUGCUGAACCAAGCAAGACUGUUGCUGCUGUAAAGGCACCUUUGGGUGCUAAAUCAAGGCCUGCACCCCCUGUCCCAUCUGCUCCUCCAAUUGUUCAACCAGCCAAGAAGCCAAAUGAAUGUGCAAGAGUCAUGUUUGAUUAUGAGCCUGAAAAUCUUGAUGAACUCAAAUUAACAGUAGGCGAUAUUGUCAAUGUGACAAACCAAAACAUUCCUGACACAGAGGGUUGGUGGGAAGGAGAGCUAAAUGGAAUGGUUGGUGUCUUUCCUUGUAACUUUGUUGAACUGCUGCCAGCAGGUGUAGGGGAAGUUUCAUCAAAGGCUCCUGCUCCACCCCAAACUCACAAGAAAGGUGUGCCAGUUUUGCCAGUGAAAGAUGAACUGAAAAAAUCACCAAAACUUUCCAGGAAGCAUUCCCCUCCAGUCUCUCCUAAAGAGGAAUCAGAUGCUAAAGUAAUCCCAGAUGUCCAGAAAACUGUUAAGGAUGCAAACAGCGAGCCCCCUGCUCCAGCACCAACCAAGCCAAAGCCACCAGUUGCAGGCCAGAAGCCUGUUUUACCACCCAAGAAACCUUUACCAAUCCAUAAGAAACCUGCUGUGAAAGGUGUGCCAAAGAAGCCAGAGAAGAAAGCAGAGACUGGAAAUACCAGUGUUGUGGAGAAAAAAAGGAAUGAGGAAACAGAUGAUAUUGUUGAUGACAUUUCAGCAGAGAAGGUACCAUCUCAGGAAGAGGGAAUCAGUAAGCCUACUGAGAUCCAAUUGGAAAGUACAGCAGGAAGUUCCCUAGAUGACAUUCCAGCCACAGAGACAUUAAAUCACCUGACUGCCAACAGAGCAAAGAAUCCACAAAAGAGGCCACCAUCCAAGGAAGGACGAACGGACCCAGCUCGCUUAAGUGGAGACUUGCUGGAAGAGCAAAUAGCUGAGGCUAACAAACAACAGCCUCCAGAACGUCCCAAAGAACCGCCAAGAGAACCUGCUUGGAAAAAAGAAGUUAGAGAAGCUCGGGAAAAGAAACAAACCGUUGCAGAAGAAAAGCCACCGCCUUUGCUGUCGUCCAAAACGGAGGUACUAGAGAAACGAAAAUCUCUAAGAGAGGAAGUGCCCGUACCACUAGUGCAGAAAGUUGAGCCUUUUGCAACAGCGCCUGGGGAGGUGGAGAAGCUACGAAAGGAGAUCGGCGAUCUCCGAGAGAUGAUAGCUAAUAUGGAUAAGAAACAUAACGAUGCUCACAAAAGAUUGGAAGAAAAAUUUACCCGGGAAAUAGAAGGACUUAUAACUGACUUUGAUGAAGAAAGGAAACACAAUGCUGCCCUCAAGGUAGAAUUAGACAGAAUUAAAAGGCGUCAAAAUAGGCAAGAUUCUGGAACCACAGCUUGAUAGAGAGAACAUAGGAUCUUUUGGUUUUUUUUUUUUAAGGUAAAUCGAUUUAAAUGUAGGCGCGGAAAUCUAUAUCAUGAAUUUGUGGUGGUUCAACUACUAUUAGUCACUAAUAAAAGAACAUGAAUUCGCCACAUAUUCCAUAGGUGAGGCUGCGUUAAUGCUACAGACGCGUGGUGAUACAUACAUGUAUUAAAUACGGUUUCCGAAGUCGGGAGGUGGUUCAGUCACACAUGUCCUCGAUUAGAUUUGACAAAAAUGCAUACUUAUUUUUUAGUCAAGAUGACUUUUUUGACAAAACCCACGAAAUACAGUGGUAAAUCAGUAAAGGAAAUCAGAAAAAAUUUAUGAAAAAAACAGACAAAUAAAUAAAAUGACGUACUUGAUUUUGCGUUAUGCGUUUUCCUCGCGUCGACGGUCACUUGUAGUUGCCACUCAGUGUCUCAACAGAUCUCGAAAAACAUAACUCUUGAAAGAAUGAAGAAGAGUCAGAGCCGUGUAAAAUAAUGAUUUGAUCGCAUACCACAAUGUUUUUCAAUAUGUCCGGACUUGCUGUCAAAGUCAGGUGCCUUUUUUAUAGCCUGUUUUCAAACUUUGUAAAUUUUACAGCUUUGUUCGAAAAAGGGAUCCGAGGUACAACUGUAACAUUUGAUGAUAUCAUUAGACAAUAGGUAUGUCUAGGUACAGUUUGCAUCUCACCUCAUAUAUAAAUGAGCUUAUUUUCGUAUUCUUUUAUUUUACCUGUCAAAUAUGUGUACACACAUUGUUUACAUAUAUCCUAUUAGUCUUUCUUGGGUGCAUUUUUUUAUGUUGCGCUGUUGUUUCACGACAGCUUCUCCUAUAGAGAAAUGCUGUGGGAGGGGGGAUAGAUAGAAAAACUCGGAUUUACGUCAGUAUCUGAGCAAUUGUACACCCACCCCUCCCCUAGCCCAAUGCUAGUCCUAACUUGUUAUUAGUUGACUGUGGUUGUGUUAGGUGAGGGGUGGGUAGACAGUUGCUCAGCCAAAACCUCGUUCAUUUCAUAAAUAGAGAUAAGAUCUGGUCUUAAAUUGGAACGAUUAUGUGUAGAUUAGUCAGUUUGUAGCUUUUUAACAUCCAUGCAUCUUUUCAUGAUUUCUCCUUGACUUAAAUCAUGGCUGCAUUCAUGAAAUAUAUUUAAAGGACUUCAUUGGUUCUAGAGAGCAGGAAUCUUAUGCAUCAAUCAAAUAGGGGUAUUGAGUGAUGGGGAAGGGUCUGAAUAAUGUUUACAUAAAAUCAUUGAAUUUUUUUAUUGUUUCUGGGUUGUAUGAGAGCAUUCUGAAA